AUGGCAACACACGGUUUCGGCGUCAUCUACCCUGACGGCUCCGUGGGGGGGGUGCCCUUCUGCCUGCUCUUGACGUGCCACCAGUCCUGGAACAUCCUCCUGUGGACCGUCCUCCCCCUAUACCUGAAGCAGUGGCCGACGAUUUCCCUGGCCCACAAGCUCUGGGUAUUCCACCUGUGGAUCGACUCCCACCUGUUCAUUAUGCUUCUGAUCUCGCUCUUCAUGAUGAUGGAGAUGGCCAUGCAUGGGGAACUACCGCUACGUCGUGUGCCUGUUCCUGGCGUUCUUACCGGCCCCGCUCAUGACCCCCAGAUGAGGAACAAGUAUGCGGCCGUGGACGUGAUGUUUGGGGUGACUGGCCUGCUGCCGCACACCUCGCUCGCUCUCCAACUGGCGCUCGAGACCCUAAGUGCCUUCCCCGACUACACGCCCUUCGACCCCGCAGCGUUGGAUGUUGCAGGGGUGGUUUCGGUUGCCUCCCCACCCGCGGCCUUCCCCGACUUCGACUUUUCUGACAUGGAGGACAGUGGUGCUGGGGACACUGCGCACGUGGAUGAUAGCACUGAUACUGGCCACACCGCGCUGGUCGUCGACGCGAUUGACGGCUCGGUCAGCCCCAUCGACUCCGCCUACGACGCCCUGGACUUCAACAGCGUGAGCCUGAGAGGCUCCGCGCUCGCGCGCACGCAGCG
This is a messenger RNA of Prorocentrum cordatum, 692 nucleotides long. The record is from the annotation of a GenBank genome assembly. Lineage: Eukaryota; Dinophyceae; Prorocentrales; Prorocentraceae.